Molecule: messenger RNA, 5360 nt
Organism: Lutra lutra (Eurasian river otter)
Lineage: Eukaryota; Metazoa; Chordata; Mammalia; Carnivora; Mustelidae
Gene: ZNF654
Product: zinc finger protein 654
Exons: 6
Coding region: 966-3719 (917 amino acids)
Biological process (GO): regulation of transcription by RNA polymerase II
Cellular component (GO): nucleus
Molecular function (GO): DNA-binding transcription factor activity, RNA polymerase II-specific; DNA binding
Source: RefSeq, a predicted model, not a curated record
UGAAUAAGAGUAAUGUAUUUUCACAUGAAGUGUGUUUAAAUUGUUAUACUAACCUGGCCCAAGAAUGACUUUUGACACCAGACUAGGUACAUUUAUUUCAAGUAGUUUCCCGUUUAUUCUAAUGGGAAUUCGGAGUGUUAACACUUUUACUAUCCAGAUGUUACUUAUAGUUUGUUUUUGCCACUUGUUAUAUUUUAAAAAUCUAUUUAAGUAGGAACAAACACCCUUAAAAAAUCACCCUGCUUAAGCACAUGGAAUCUCCUUUAUACAGGAAACUCUGUGAGGGCUGUAACUCUGCCAGUUUUUAUCACCAGUACUGCAUAUCCUCUACCCAGCCCAGAGUAUGUGGGACAGAGUAGGUGCUCAAUAUAAAUAUUUGUUAACUGAAUGAAUGACCACAUGAUGAAUGCAUUAAAUGAAUGCAUGACUAUUUGAAUGAAUAAGUAAAUUUCAAUUCCAAACACUCUGGAGCAGUAUUUCCCAAACUUCAUCCAUUAAUGGAAGUUCCCCUUAAUGCCCUGCGUACUUCUUUGACAUCAACUCCUCUUCAACCUAGAUCUGCAGUAUUUCCUGUGGGCCAGAAUUCCCUUUGAGACAAUAGGCUCUGUCAAUUACUUCUAGUUUAUUCUUUUUAAAAAUGUUUGCCAUAUUAUUCCUGAGCCCCAGAACAUUUUGGUCACCAAAUUUAGAAUGUAAACUCAGCAGUAGUAUAAGCAAAAAUGUAUGGAGAACAUUUGAAGGCAUAGAGAACCCAUGAAGUGCAAUUGUAAGAUGGCCAGAGGGAAAAGACAAGACUUCUAGCCUUGGAACCAUUCAGACCUUGGAACCAUUCAGACCUUGGUCUGGACCUUACUCCACAUCACAUUUUAUGCUAAACAGUGAACAAAUAUUUAAGUUCUGAAAAUCCACUGUUCUUUGAACUACGUGCCAGAUACCUAAUUGCUUGUGAACGCAUACCUGAAGCAAUGGCUCUUAUUAAAUCUUGUAUAAAUCACCCAGAAAUCAGCAAAGACUUGUACUUCCAUCAAGCGCUCUUCACAUGUCUGUUUAUGUCACCUGUAGAAGAUCAGCUAUUCCGGGAGCAUUUAUUGAAAACUGAUUGCAAAAGUGGGAUUGAUAUCAUCUGUAACACUGAAAAAGAAGGCAAGACUGUGUUAGCCUUGCAACUCUGUGAAUCCUUUCUCAUUCCACAACUCCAGAAUGGAGAUAUGUACUGUAUCUGGGAGUUGAUUUUCAUAUGGAGUAAACUUCAGCUUAAGUCUAAUCCUUCAAAACAAGUUUUUGUAGAUCAAUGCUACCAGCUUUUAAGAACAGCAACUAAUGUGAGAGUAAUAUUUCCUUUCAUGAAAAUCAUUAAAGAUGAGGUUGAAGAAGAUGGCCUACAGAUCUGUGUGGAAAUAUGCGGUUGUGCUCUACAACUAGAUCUUCAUGAUGAUCCCAAAACUAAAUGUUUAAUUUAUAAAACAAUUGCACAUUUUUUGCCAAAUGAUUUGGAGAUCCUCAGGAUUUGUGCACUCUCAAUAUUUUUUCUUGAGCGCUCCUUGGAAGCUUAUCAUACUGUUGAAGAGCUUUACAAACGUCCAGAUGAGGAAUAUAAUGAAGGCACAAGUAGUGUUCAAAAUCGUGUUCGUUUUGAAUUGCUUCCAAUUUUGAAAAAGGGAUUGUUUUUUGAUCCCGAAUUCUGGAACUUUGUAAUGAUUAAGAAAAACUGUGUAGCAUUAUUGAGUGAUAAAUCAGCAGUUAGAUUUCUAAAUGAAAGUACACUGGAAAACUCUAUAGGUAAUCUAAAGAAGGCAGUGGAACAGCAAGGUUUAGAUGAAGGGCUGGACUUUCUUACAGACCAGAGCACUGGAGAGCUUGAUCCUGAUGAUAUACCUAGAGUGCAACCUAAGGGUCACAUUAAUACGAAGAAAAAUCUUAUGGCUCUUAAUGUUUCCAAAGUAGACCACAAUGUCCCAAGGCAUCGGUGUAUGUUAUGUAACAAAGAAUUUCUAGGUGGUCACAUUGUAAGACAUGCCCAGGCUCAUCAGAAAAAGGGCAGUUUUUCAUGUGUAAUAUGUGGUAGGAAAUUUAGAAACAGAGGACUUAUGCAGAAGCAUUUAAAGAAUCAUGUUAAAAAAAUACAAAGACAGCAAAUUGCUGCAGCCCAACAAGAGGAUCAGGAAAUCCCUGCUUUGGAAGAAGUAAAUUGUUCAGAUACUUUCAUUUCAUUUGAAAAUGGGAAUUCUGGUAGUAAACAUUUGGAAAUAGAGACAAUUACUGCUUCCAGUGAUGGAAACAAAGAAGUCAUUCCUGCACAUGUGGCUGAGUUCAUUGAAAUUCCCGUAAGUGUCUCGGAAGAGGUUAUUGAAAACAUGAUUGAGAAUGGAAGUCCUGAGACUUCUUUAAAUAAUGUCUCAGAGCCUUUGCCUGUAUGUGAGGAUGACUAUGAGGAGGAAGAGGAUGAGGAAGGUGAUUACGAAGAUGACGAUUAUGACCUGAAUCAAGAAACUUCAGUACUCCAUAAAAUCAAUGGAACUGUGUGCCAUCCGAAAGACAUAUAUGCUACAGAUCAAGAAGGAAACUUUAAGUGCCCUGCUCUUGGUUGUGUCAGGAUAUUUAAAAGAAUUGGCUUUCUAAAUAAACAUGCAAGGACUGUACAUCCAACGGAUUUAAAUGUGCGGCAAACAGUAAUGAAGUGGAGCAAAGGGAAAUGCAAAUUCUGUCAGAGGCAAUUUGAAGAUUCUCAACAUUUUAUCGAUCACCUUAAUCGACACAGCUAUCCAAAUGUGUACUUUUGUUUGCAUUUUAAUUGCAAUGAGUCGUUUAAGUUGCCAUUCCAGCUUGCUCAGCACACAAAAAGUCACAGGAUAUUUCAAGCUCAGUGUAGUUUUCCAGAAUGCCAUGAGCUUUUUGAAGAUCUUCCUCUCCUAUACGAACAUGAGGCUCAGCACUAUUUAAGUAAAACACCAGAAUCAUCUGCACAACCAAGUGAAACAAUUCUUUGGGAUGUUCUUACAGACUCAAAUCCUAAUCAUCAGGAAAAAGACUCAUCUAGUAAUGAGAAACAAACUAUUAGUCUGCCAGUUUCUACUAGCAAAUCAAGGAAAGAUUCCACAGAACCAAAGACAUGUACAGAAAGUAUGGAAAAGAAAACAGAUGGUUUAGUUCAGAAUGGAAAUGAGCAUUCUGAUGACACUGUUUCUGAUAUAAGCUUGACAGACCAAAAGAUGCCUGACAGAGAGCCAAAUUCUGAAAAUAAUUGUAGUAUUAGUGAUUUAGUCAAUGGACACAGUGGAAUAGAGCAGACAACUUUAGUUUCGUCAGAUCCUGCUUUGAAAAUGGAUACAAAUAGAAUCAGGACAGAAAACGGUUCCAUUUUACCCAGUGUUGUACCACAAGAACAUAAUACCCCGCCAGUAUCUCAGGCACCUUCCAAACCAAAUCUGACGAGUGAACAUACUUCAUAUGGCUUAAUUUUAACAAAGCCGUAUGUCAGACCACUGCCUCCCAGUUACCUUGAUGAACGGUACCUUAGUAUGCCAAAACGCAGAAAAUUUCUGACUGAUAGAGUAGAUGCCUGUUCUGAUCAAGAUAACGUUUGUAAAAAAUCCAUGAAAAGAUUAAGAUGUGGCAAAUGCCUGACCACCUACUGUAAUGCAGAAGCACUUGAGGCUCACCUUGCACAAAAGAAAUGUCAGACACUCUUUGGAUUUGAUUCAGAUGAUGAAAGUGCCUGAUAAAAAUGUUUCAGAAAGAUCUGUCGAUCAAGCAGUAGUGUGAAAAAAGCACUGCAAGAAAUUGCAUCAUCAGUUUGCUAUUUUCCUGAUGGCCUUAAUUUUCAAGCGGUCUUGGAUUACUAAAGAUAAAGACAAAAGCACAUUUUCUAGAAUGAACUCAGAAAGAUGUGCUGGUUUAGACUCCAAAAGGGUUAUUACAAAACUCCCAAAGUACCAGUUAUCCAGAAAACCACAUUUUUUAAAAAAGUUGAUUACUAUUAUUGCAGCAUGUUUGGUUUCACUUAUAUGAGAAACGUGUUCAGGCAACUAGUCAGAAAGAAAUACCAACUAUGGCCUUACAGAAAGGGAAAAGUUAAUCCAUUAUUAAAAAAGGGGGGAAGGGUUGGUUUACAAUAAACAACUUAAAAGUAUUCUACAAAUGAGAUUUGUUUUCUUGUCAUACAUAAUCAGAUUAUGUCCUCCCUUCUUUUCAAACAUGGUUUAAAGAACUAUUGUUAUUUGGUUUAUUAUAAUUUAGAAACUGAUACAUGAAAAUAAAACUUGAUUUACCACCAUGCUAUCCAUAGAAGAUUGUAACUUGUUUCCAAGUUGGUUGAUCAGACAGAACAGAGUUUAAUGAAUAUUAUGCCAGCAUCGAAAAUUUAAAAAACAAACAAACAAAACAACACUUCGCUAAUAAGCUCUUAAUAGAACCUUCCACUUUCCAUUUUUGUAAUACCAGUGAAUUGUUUUUAAAGGCAGCAGUGUCAGUUAAAUAGAAAAAGUACCAUCAGUAACUUUGGGGAGAGAUGGGAGGAAUCUAAGACCAUAAAGGCUAUCUAAUUGAAGGAAAACACUGAAUUGCAAAUAACUCAAUGUGAAUAAUGGUAUAAGCACACUGGGAUAUUUCUAUUUGUAUAUAGAGUAGUGUUAGGACAUUGCUUGAUGAUUCAUAGUAAGGUCCUUUUAGACAUUAAUGUGAGUUAUCUAAGUACAGUCCUAUAAAAAUAACUGGCUGUAAAAAAAAAAUGUCAGCUAAAAUCAGGUCAAGAAUUCAUUGGUUUUAUUCAGUUAGGAGAGUUAAUUCUAAAAUAAGCCAUACUACUCAUGCUUUCUUAUUUAUUAGGGAUGAAUUUGGUCCGAAUAGUAAUUUUUAUAUAUAAAAGGAAAUAUUUACACAAAAAUUUGCACGGCAGGAACACAGUUAAGAUAUAUUGAUGCUUUUAUUUUCCUUGAUGACCAGUAAUUUUCCUAAGGAAGAUUUUAACUUACUAGGCAAUGAAUUGUUAAAACACAAAAUGUUUUUUAAAAUACCCACUCAGAUGUGUUCCACUUGUACAUUCUCUAGAAGAGGAAGCUUAAAAAGACCCUUCUUUUACCUGUUAGUGUGUUAAUCUAUAGCAGGGAUAAAAUGAACAAAAAUGCAAAGGCAGAUUCUUAAAAAAUGGAGCUACUAAUGCACCAUGGUCAACCACAUAUUCCAGUUUUUCCAACUCAUAUAUUUUUGUUCAAAGCAGAUAAUCUUAUUGGAUUCUACUAUUACAAAUUUUUGAAUAUUAAGCUUCUUGAAUGAAGUCACUAAGGAAGGGGAUAGUUUUUCCAACAUAGCAUCCCGACUUUAUUAAAUUGGGAUUUCCAGGUCGUGAAAGAUCUCAAAACAAA